Molecule: messenger RNA, 651 nt
Organism: Thlaspi arvense
Lineage: Eukaryota; Viridiplantae; Streptophyta; Magnoliopsida; Brassicales; Brassicaceae
Source: the annotation of a GenBank genome assembly
AAUAACACUCUCUCUCUCUCUCUCUCUCUCUCUCUCUCUCUCUCUCUCUCUCUCUCUCCGUGCCUCAAAGACCUGUCUUUUCUGCUUCUCUUUCCCCGUAGAUGUUCAUGCCCGAACUCCCCAGAAUCGGGCACUGUGAUAGAGCGGGAAUGCUUAAACCUUGACACAGAUCUGUCGUAUAAUGCGAAUUGCCGAGCGGAGAUCGACACUUCACCGCCGAUCGAGUCAGUGAGAGAGGCGGCCUAUCUGUUCGGUGGUUUCGGUUUCGGUUUCUGGAGACCUUCUUACAAUACUAAAGUCUCAGAAGCCUUUCAGGAUAAUAUAAUGGAACUCAAGGCACAGGCUGCUGAGCUACUGAACGUGAAACGCUCCUUGAACCAAACGCUCCAUUGACAAAUGAUAUUACCAACACAUAUGAAUGAUGGCUUCUUUGUAAUAAGCUAGGUCAAAAGUGAUGGAUGAAAUUGAUAAUAAGUCAUUUCAAGUGAAAUCCAUCAUAAUCCUCAACAAUGUGGAAAUAAAUAUUUGGUCAAAAACAAUUCUAUAUGAAACAAUAUAAUUAGAAUAAUGCACUGUAAAAAAAAUAGACUGAAAACAUACUUGAUCAUUGAGACAAUUUCUCCACAAUGAAUUCUUCUUUGGAAAUUUGUU